Messenger RNA from Melanaphis sacchari, 498 nucleotides. RefSeq lists its product as uncharacterized. The record is from RefSeq and is a predicted model, not a curated record. The coding region runs from base 148 to 480 and encodes 110 amino acids. The transcript has 3 exons. NCBI's taxonomy places the organism in Eukaryota, Metazoa, Arthropoda, Insecta, Hemiptera, Aphididae. Gene Ontology annotation, molecular function: sequence-specific DNA binding.
GUAAUAGUGACUUAGAAACUUAGUUAGUAAUAAAGUAAGUCUGUACCGUGAAUCUCUUUUAAGCUUUUCCGUCGCUAAGUUUAUCUAAGAAAACGUUUUCAUACAAGUCGUAAUAUACCAAAGAAUCAUUACAUCUUACAAAUCACAAUGAAUGCAAUUUGCUCAAUUCCGAAUUGUGAAAACAAGCCUCCAAAAGUAAAGUUGUUUAAGAUUCCUAUAGCUAAGAAUUUAAGGAGGAUGUGGUUGCUUUCGAUAAAACAACAUUAUCCAAAUUAUUCCGUAUCGUCGCAAAACAAUUCUGAAUCAUAUAUAUGCAGUGAACACUUCAAAGACCAAGACUUUAUACAUUCAGAAAAGGAAUUUUUAAAUAGCUUCGCGAUCCCAACGGUUUUUAAUAACGAUAGUUACAUCUACGUUGACAUUUAUGGUUUACUUCACUGCCCGACAACCAACGAUUCCGAAGCAGAUGAUAGUGAAUAAAAAUACACAAUAUUUACA